UGGCCGUACAAAACAUACAGUACAGACCUCCCAGCUCCGCGUUUAUCCAACUCCUCCGACACAUACUGGGAGCAGCUUUUAUAAGACGUGUGUAAAAUAUGGAGGCUUUGUAGUGAAGUGACGGGAUUAUAGACGCUGGAUACUUCCUCUGCCACUCUUUCCCUCUGGACACUUGGACACUCCUUAAUUUUUGUUCGCUCGAUGUGGACCGAGUUCAGCAGGGAUCCCAGCAGACAGUCCCUGGUGGUUUGUGUAUAGGAAAUGGCAACUGCUCUCAGUGGCCGAAACCCUGGAGGACGAGGGCCGAACAGAAGUAAGGGUCGGAUUUUAGGCAUCAUCGAUGCAAUCCAUGAUGCAGUGGGGCCGCCGAAACAAGCGGCUGCCGACCGGCGGACUGUGGAGAAAACCUGGAAACUCAUGGAUAAAGUUGUUCGCCUCUGCCAAAAUCCCAGACUCCAGCUGAAAAACAGUCCGCCAUACAUCUUGGAUAUCUUACCUGAUGCCUACCAGCACCUGCGGCUUACACUGGGCAAAUAUGAAGAGAACCAGAGACUCACACAGCUCAGUGAAAACGAGUAUUUUAAAAUCUACAUCGACAGCCUUAUGAGGAAAUCCAAACGGGCCAUCAGACUCUUUAAAGAGGGAAAGGAGAGGAUGUAUGAGGAGCAGUCACAGGACAGGAGGAACCUGACCAAGCUGUCUCUGAUCUUCAGCCACAUGCUGGCUGAAAUCAAAGCCAUCUUUCCUGGAGGACAGUUCCAGGGGGACACUUUCAGGAUCACCAAAGCUGAUGCCGCUGACUUCUGGAGGAAAUUUUUUGGAGAAAAGACAAUAGUGCCGUGGAAAGUAUUCCGACAGUGCCUUCACGAAGUGCAUCCCAUCAGCUCAGGCCUGGAGGCCAUGGCUCUCAAAUCCACCAUCGACCUCACCUGCAACGACUACAUCUCUGUGUUUGAGUUCGACAUUUUCACACGCCUCUUCCAGCCGUGGGGAUCAAUUCUGAGGAACUGGAAUUUCCUGGCGGUGACACACCCUGGCUACAUGGCCUUCCUUACAUAUGAUGAAGUCAAGGCCCGACUGCACAAGUACAUCAACAAGCCUGGCAGUUAUAUCUUCAGACUGAGCUGUACACGGCUGGGCCAGUGGGCCAUUGGCUAUGUGACUAAUGAUGGCAACAUACUGCAGACCAUCCCCCACAACAAACCGCUGUUCCAGGCCCUCAUUGAUGGCUACAGAGAGGGCUUCUACUUGUUCCCCGAUGGUCGCAGUUACAAUCCUGACCUCACUGGUUUAUGUGAGCCGACGCCUCAUGAUCACAUCAAAGUGACACAAGAGCAGUAUGAGCUGUACUGUGAAAUGGGCUCCACCUUCCAACUCUGUAAGAUCUGCGCUGAGAAUGACAAAGACGUCAAGAUUGAACCCUGCGGUCACCUCAUGUGUACUUCCUGUCUCACAGCCUGGCAGGAAUCGGAUGGUCAGGGUUGUCCAUUCUGUCGUUGUGAGAUCAAAGGCACAGAGCCCAUCAUUGUUGAUCCCUUUGACCCAAGGAAUGAGGGCAACAAGUGCUUUUUCCUGGACCAGCACAGCUGUCCCAUGCUGGAGCUGGAUGAUGAGGAAGACAGAGAGGACUGCCUGGUGAUGAAUGGACUGGCCAACAUCAGGAAGCACUGUGCAGAGCGUCAGAACUCGCCCAUGGUGUCUCCCAGCUCUUCACCUGUCAGCCAACACAGAAAAGUCCAGGGUGGAGACACCAGCCACUGUGUCCAGCACCUCGGCCUUCCCCCAGUCCCGCCACGACUCGACCUCAUCCAGAAGGGUGCCAUCCGUUCCCCGUCUGCCAGUCCCACCGGCUCCCCGAAGUCAUCACCAGGCAUGUCCAGGAAACAGGACAAGCCUCUCCCAGCCCCGCCUCCUCCCCAGAGGGACCCACCUCCACCGCCUCCUCCUGAGCGUCCCCCUCCCAUCCCCCCAGAGUCGCGUCACUCUUGGCUCCCAGGUUCCUCCUCCUUAUCUUCUUCCAUCUCAUCUUCUACUGGCACGCUGUCAGACUCCCAGAUGCCCCCUGAGACACGAUGUCCCAAAGACAGCCACUUUGCAGAUGCCCACAGGACUGGAUCGGAGCACCCGCUCCAGCUGGAACCCAGCGGCCCCUCUCACCUUAACGGAAGACCGCUCAGUUGUCCGUCAGCUGGAUUUGGGAGGUUACAUCACAGAAUGGAGGGAGCAGGAACCUCAGAGAGCUCCAAGCCCUUCUCUAAUGGUGUGCAAGUCAGCGAUGAGUAUGACAUCCUUCCCUCACGGCACUCGCCAACGCAGUCCUCGCUUGCCUGUAGCCACAAACCUUCCAACCCUUUCAGCAGUCCUGUGAUAGAACGACAGCGGGGAGGGAUGGAGAGAGCGGAGGACGAUUACCAGAUCCCUUCAUCCAACCUCUGCCUGAGCCAGGCGCCCAUCUGCAUCUCUGUACCCAGCAGGCACUUGGAGAACGGCUCUCCAGAGCCCUCCAUCGACGAGAAGAAGUCCCAGCCACCCGAGCCUGGUGGACACUCCGAGUCAGUCAGGGGCUUGGUCCCACGGGUGCCACACACUGCCCCCUGCCCCUUCAGCACCAACAAGAUACCCUCCGACUAUGACAUUCUGUUGCCUCCACAAGCAUUAGAAGACCCCUUCAACAGCCGCCCUCCGUCCCAGCCUCCUCCUCCACCGGCACGGCACAGUUUCAUCGACCUCUCCUCCUCUUCUUCGUCCUCAUUCUGCAGCUCCUCCACAUCCUCAUCCUCUGUCACUGCACGACCACACAGGCCCUCCUCUGGACACGAGCACUUGCUGUUAACCCCCGACACGGUGUUUGACAUGCUGAACAGUGCUGCUCCUCUUUUACCAGCCAGUCAAGUAUCGAUGGACUGUUUGCAGGCCCCUGCCAGGCCGCCCAAACCACUGCCCAGAAAGAUCCCUCCGGACAUUCAGCCGAGCAAACCCCAUAGUCUGGAGUCAGAGAACGUGGACGCCAAAAUCGCCAAGCUGAUGGGGGAGGGUUACUCUUUUGAGGACGUGAAGCGGGCACUGAUGAUCGCCCAGUACAAAGUGGACGUGGCCCGACACAUUCUGCGAGAGUUUGCCUUAGUGGCCCCGAGGCUGAACCUCUAGUCUUAGAGACAGUGAAAGGGGAGCACAACAAUGAAGCUGUGCCUCUGAAUGAACUGAACUAAAAGGGCUUCUUCAUUCUGCUCGGCCUGGGACUGUUGUAACUACAGUUAUCAACAGAAAUAUUUCAAGACAAUUGCCUUUUGUUGCCGAACAGAGACGAUGAUGCACAACAAAGUGGCUAAAACCAAAUCACAGUAGAACACAGAGAAUAAAAAAAAAGGGAGAAAAGACCAUCUGUGAAUGAUUUAAACCUGUGAAAAAAAGAAACCAGGCUUGGUGUUGUUUACAGUGAGCUGUGCCGGUGCUGGCCUCUGGUUUUCAAACGCUCCUGUUUGUCUCCAGGCUUGGACUGUAUGCCUGUUUAAUGGCCUAAUCCUGCUACUGCUGCUACUGUUCCUUUCACAUCCUGCCACUCUCCUGAUUAGGUUUGAAGGGCCUUUCAAUAGAGCAAGACAUCUCUAGCUCUUUUUUAGCCGAACAUGCACAGCCAAUGUGUAGGGGUCAUUUUUAUUUACAACCAGUGGGGGGAGCCAGACUCCACCGUUUCUCUUCUCUAACUCCUUUUUUACUUUCCUCUCUACAUGUCUGCUAUUUCACCCACUCUCUGCUCUUCCUUCGUGUGUUGCCCAUUAGAGGAUACUCCAUUAUUUGCCCAAGGUCUGACUGACUUGUAGGUCGUAACAAGGUGUGGUGAGUCAGGAGCAGUUAAAUGGAGCCAGAGGAUGCCUUAUUGAUUCACUUGUUUCCCUCAGACCUGGAGAAAACUGUGCGACACCUCCAGACAAGCACUCUUGUUGGACUUGGUAUCUUAUUUGGACAAGAGGAGGGAAACAGGAAGAGGAUAGAAGGUUUAUUUUCUCCUUGUUUCCGUUCCAAGACUAGGGGAUUCAUUAGCUGGUGCUUUUUUUUUUUUUUUUUUUUUUUUAACUUUCUUCAUCUGAGCACAGCAAGCCUAUGAAUGUAUCUAUUCUGUUUGAGUGAUCUACACCUUUGUACACUGAGCUCCUCUCAGGCCCCCAUCUUGCCCUUAAGUGACUAAGUGGUGGAAAUGUUUAAUGUUUGUGGAAUUCUCUUAAUUUCUCCAUGACAAAAGCCAGAGUGCCUGCAUUUCAGCUCAAGCAUUUAAAUGACAGGAGUGAGCCAGACGUCGCUGAUAGAGACGAUGUGCUCUGCAGCCGCCUGUCGCCACUUCAAUUACACAGCCAUCAUGUGCUGAAAAUGUCCACAUUCCCCACGUGUCUGAGGAAUCGCUGUCAGUCUGAUUUGCAGUAAUUAUGCAUCUUCUCUGUGGGGUUAUAGUGUGAAUACAGCAGAGACGAACAGAGUACUGCAGAGCAUUCAAACACUGAGAUGAGUCAUAUGCACCUUCACAAUGCAGUAGCGUGAAGUUAAAAGCCCCUUAACCCAGAAUCUGGAAUCAGGUGUAUUUCUCCAUAAUGACUGCAAGAUAUCUCACCAGUGCAAAUAUUGGGUUUGUUCAAAUGCAAAAUUAUUUUUUAUCCUUUUUCCUUUUCAGAGCGGUAUGCAAGCUGUUGGCAGAUCUGUGAUAGAUCUGUUAGGGGUGCAGUUUGCAAUAAGACAGGGCUAUGUUUACCCGGCUGUUGUUCUCAUACUAAUUAAAGGAUAAUUAGAGUUUGCAAUUUGGGAUUUAAUUUUAUUCUUUUGACCAUUGGUUAUGGUGACAUUGUAUUCACCAAAAUAAUUGUUCAGACCUGGAUCUAGGAACACUGUGACAUCAAUACAUUUCUACAGAUGAGGACAAACUUUUUUUGUUUCUUCCUCCACAUAAGUUUGUCUAACCUGGGGAUUUCUUUAAAACAUGUCUGGAUCCUCCCAUUUAUUUCCCAGUUUGCAACCCAGUUGCAUGAAAAAGUAUUGGCACUGUAUGUUUCUGCAAACCACGGAUAGAUUACAUUUGUAUGUUAUUGUGUGUCCAGUAGCCCUUUUUACACAAACAUAGUGCUACAGGGCCACCAUGAAGUCCCUUUUUCACGCAGUCUUACGCAGAACCAAACGACAGCAGCAUCAUGCAGCUCCACUGUGUGAUUUUAGACAGCAUGCCAGCAACAUCAGCCUCCAGUGUGGUGUAUAAUAUAUGCAUCGACAGUGGCAUAACAUGGUAAUAACAAUCAUUUACCAUCCCUGUUACAUGGCGGCUGAUCCUGUCCUCUGCUUGGAGGAGCUCCCAGACUCUUCUUUGAGUUAGCUGCCAACUGCUGAUAGUUGUUUUUUAAAUCUCCCAGCAGUGUGUUGCACACAUAACACAUUGUUGAAACAUCAUACCAAUCUGGUCCCACCCUACCAGCUGUUCUUUUUUUUUACACAGACGUCAAUUUGGUGCUGUUACCAUCCCCUUUGUUUGUUUAAAAGUGAGACAACUCUGUCCCCUCAUUACACAAUUGUAUCUUUUAUACAGAAUGGCGAGGCAGAAUAACAACGUGAAAUUCCCAUCUUGAACAGGCAGUGCAAAAGGGGUGAUUGAAACUUUACAUUUCAACAGCACUGCAGUUAACACGUGAUUAUGUUUAGGCACAAAAGCCACUUGGUUGUGGUUAGAUACCCACUUCUGAUGGCACAAUCCCCGCUGGAAACACAGCAAUGACUCUUUUCGUCACUAUUCCCAGUGGAAAUAGUGAUGACUCGAUAAAAAACAACAGGUGUUGUUGUUUGUUCGUCUACAACAGUGGUCUUGCCUGACAAGCUAUAGACCACACCAUCCACCAUCCCCUCCACCUCCAGAUGACAAAGUCAGCUCAUAUAAUAAAGAUUAAUUAUGACGUUGAUAUGAUACGUAUGAAAUGUCCAAAUGUAACAUGGUUGUGGUUUGCCGAGAUGUACAAUGCAAACAUUUUCUACUACUACUACUACUUUCUGCCACAUGGGCAGCAAUCCGUUGUCAGCAAUUUGAUGAUACAGUGUUCUCCUUACUGAUAAAAACCUAUAUUAUUCUGGUUAGGUCUUUCAUUAAGUUUACUACCUGUAAAAUUUAAAAUGUGAUGACUGAUGACCUCUUGAGACCCUGUAGUAUUUGCGUCCAUAACAGUCGGCACUUCUUCACUGGUUACAGCUAGAUUAUUUAAGAAAAGCUAUUUUAACAAAUCUUAACGGAGAAUUUAUUGUCUGUGAAACAUUGGGCUAACAGAGGUAAACAUUUUAUCUACUGGAGUGUAAAUAGAUGGGUAGAGUGGAUCUUUUCUUCUUGAAAGUACAAUGUGAUAUGUCAAUAUGAUAUGGUAUGUCAUCCUAACUAAUGUAUACCAGGACUGUUGUAACUUUUAUUAUAUUAACAGCCGAUGCAGCAAGCUGAGCUAGGAACCUUGAGACUGUGCAGCAUGUGGGUCUGUGUGUUUCUGAACGAACAAGCAGAGGAAGACCGGGAGAUCCCUUUGUCUGUUUGCACUGAGGUCCCCCCUUUGUGCCUUGAGCUAGACCACAGUGUACCCAGGGACGAGCCGAGUAAACACAGCGACACACAGCAUUGACCCAUUUUCACCUCCACGCUCUCAUUUUUUCUGCAGCCAUUACUAUGCUAGCAAAAUUCAUUUGAGAUGAUGUAUUGUAGUUUUCCUAAUAGAGGAGCCUUAGAGUGUUGAAUGAUGAGGUCUCACACAGCGCUCCUGGUUAAAGAUUGAAUAGUCUGGCUGCAAAAUUGGAAAUGAAAAGGUUCAGCUGGAACAUUCGGAUAAUACAGCAGGAGAAAAUGAUGAUUCCUGUCCUUAAUGACACAGCUCACUAACUUUUUUUUUUUUUUUUUUUUUUUUACAUCCGCUUCUGUUCACAGAGUGAGAGUGUGAAACCAAACGUGAAAGCACUUUCUCAACUUGUGCUGUGUUUUUCUAUGUUGGAAUGCACCAGGCAUCUUAACAGCUUUCAACUACAGUAUGAUUUUAUGAGGUCAUCCUAACCCUGAUUUGACAUUUAUACUUCUAAGUAAACCAUGUUACCAUAGCAACCAACCAAAUUUGCUAUGUGCAUGUAAACAUGUGAGUUUGGCUCUCUGUGCUGCAUGGUCAACCAUGGGAAUAAAAUGAUGCUUGGUGAUGGAGACACAAUACCCAUCAGUGAAUGUGCUCUUAAAGUCAGUAAUGUGGGAGGCACAAAAGAUGUAAUGUUUUAUUUCAUUUAUUAUUUUAGUCAUCUGGUCAGUGUAACAUCAAACGAACGCCCCCACCACCACUACCACCACCACCACCACCAUCCUUACCUUCCUUUUAUAAGCAGCAUGUUAAAGGGGAACACUGCUGUAGUUUAAAGGGGUAGUUCAGACUUUUUUGAAGUGGGGUUGUAUUGGGUACUUAUCCAUAGGCAUUAUAUUACAUACAGUAGAUGUCAGUCAGCACGCCCCCUAGUUUGGAGAAGCAGCCUGGCAUGGAAGCAAAGCAAUCUACUGCUGUGGAAGGGUCAGCAACAAAAUGGAUUUUAGCCAGCUUAAUAAAGUCCCACCUAAAAUAAUGUAUAUGAGAGUAUUUUCUCUGCUUUACCUUGCUGUCAGACAGUGAUUUCCAACUGGAAAAUGGAGCAGUUACAUCGUUCUCUGCAAAGCCAGACUCCUUUGAGAAAAUCGGUGAUUUAUCAUUGCUAAACACAGGAGCUGCUGCCUUGAUCAGUUAUUUUGUUUGUAUUAUUAUGGGGUUAGUCCGAAUUCACCAAAGUCACACAAUAACACAAACUAACUAACUGAUCAAAGUAUUGGUAGUCCAGCAGCUCCAGCAAGCUAAACUUACUGUUUUCUCUCCGAUGGAACGGGCUGUCUGAUAGUGAGGUAAAGCGGUGAAAAUGCUCUCAGCAUAGCACACUCUUAAUCUGAUACUGACUUUUUAAGGUGGGACUUAUUUUAGGUGGCUGAAAUACAUUUUGUUGCUGACCCCCAUCCACAGCAGUACAUUGCUUAGCUUCCAUGUCAAACUCCAGCCUGCUUCUCCAAACUGGGGGCCUGCUGACUGACAUCUACUGUAUGGAAUACACUCACUAUGGAUAAGUACCCCAUACAACCCCAAUUAAAAAAUUCAGAACUAUCCCUUUAACAUAUGUUAAUAUUGAAGCCUAAAAGAGAGAAUUAGUGAUAAUGAGCGAUGCUGUGUGCAAAGAGGAAGUCUGAGAACCAAGUCUCUAAUCUCUGUUAUCAUCCUGCACACACACAUUCAUAAAGCAUUUUUGCAGCACAGCCAUAAAAGUAUGUCAGCUAAACAAAAACACACAUAUAAACAUAUAAUUAAGCACUUAGAUAAUGCUUAGUCAUCAGCUUAGCAGCUUUGUCUGCUCCCGGAACUCACCAAGUUCAUUUACAUUUCAACAUUCAAAUGAUGUUUAUUGUCACAGUUUGUACUGAAGCAGAAAAUCCCUGCAAAGAAAUCUGUAAAACCACUCUGCAUUUCUAACUCCCGGAUUAGAGUGCUGUUAAUGUUGCAGAUUAGACGAUGAUUUAAGACUCGUCUGGUUUAUUUCUAGUAGAGCGAGCCACCACACAUAUUCACAUAUGAAAAUGUAGUGGCAUUCCCCUUUAACUUGAGGCUUCAUUUUUGCACUGGUCUGUUUUCACUUUUAUUUUCUCAAACUUGAACUACUCGGAGCUUAGUAUUGUCCAUUCCAUUGGACUCCCUCGUGAAGGGGGUAAGUGGCCUUAGGUUGCAAAGGGCAGUUUUUAUUUUCUAAUGCCAUUCGUAUUAAUGUGCUUUGGUGACAAAAAAGUGAUAUGAUGAUAAUAUGUAAAGCAUAGAGUAAUGUGCAAUUAAUUUAUACAUUAUUAAUGCUUUUUUUCUUGAUAUGUUAUUUUCAUGGAUAAGUAAAUAAAAAGUCACGGUUCCUUUGUUUUAGUUAAUGUUCUGUGUGUGUGUGUGUGUGUGUGUGUGUGUGUGUGUGUGUGUGUGUGUGUGUU
Molecule: messenger RNA, 9022 nt
Organism: Epinephelus fuscoguttatus (brown-marbled grouper)
Lineage: Eukaryota; Metazoa; Chordata; Actinopteri; Perciformes; Serranidae
Gene: cblb
Product: Cbl proto-oncogene B, E3 ubiquitin protein ligase
Exons: 20
Coding region: 262-3147 (961 amino acids)
Biological process (GO): negative regulation of epidermal growth factor-activated receptor activity; cell surface receptor signaling pathway
Cellular component (GO): membrane raft; plasma membrane
Molecular function (GO): phosphotyrosine residue binding; ubiquitin protein ligase activity; SH3 domain binding
Source: RefSeq, a predicted model, not a curated record